Pseudoliparis swirei is the source of this 1805-nucleotide messenger RNA. RefSeq names its product CD151 antigen-like. The transcript has 8 exons. The record is from RefSeq and is a predicted model, not a curated record. Gene Ontology annotation, cellular component: membrane. Lineage: Eukaryota; Metazoa; Chordata; Actinopteri; Perciformes; Liparidae. Bases 185 to 946 code for a protein of 253 amino acids.
AGCCUCUCAAGCGACGUGAGCGCUUCCAUAUCUCCCCCUCUGGUCUCUGGAUCCACCUCUUCAACCGAAGAAAGUGAAACGAAAACGGGCGUUUUUUCAGCGAAUCUCCCGUCCCAAAACAUCGCUUCUGUUUCUGAUAUAAAUACCGCAGUUACAACAGGAGGAGACCAAACCGCCGCGCAGCAUGGGGGGCUACGAGGAGAAGAAGGAGCCGUGUGGCACCGUGUGCCUGAAGUACCUGCUGUUCGCCUUCAACUUCUUCUUCUGGCUGGCGGGCGGCGCCGUGAUGGCGGUGGGCAUCUGGACCUUGGUGGAGAAGAGCGACUACAUCAGCCUGCUCUCCUCCAAGACCUACGCCGCCUCCGCCUACAUCCUGGUCCUGGCCGGCAUCAUCGUCAUGGUGACGGGUGUGCUGGGCUGCUGCGCCACCUUCAGGGAGCAGAGGAAACUGCUGCUCGUGUACUUCAUCCUGCUGCUGUGUAUCUUCCUGUUGGAGAUCCUGGCUGGCGUCCUGGCUUAUGUCUACAAUCAGCAGUUGAAUGUGGAGCUGAAGCAGAACCUGAGAGAGACCAUGACCCAGAAGUAUAAACAGAGCUCCCAAGAGCACGUCACCAGGGCCGUGGACGAUCUGCAGCAGGAGUUCAAGUGCUGCGGCAGCAACGGCUCGUCGGACUGGGCCGAGAGCGCCUGGAUCCGCUCCAGGGACGCCAACGGCCGCAUGGUGCCCGACAGCUGCUGCAAGACCAUCGGUGAGCUGUGCGGCCGCAGGGACCACCCGUCCAACAUCUACAAGGUAGAGGGAGGCUGCAUCACUAAGCUGGAGGAAUUCAUCCUGGACCACCUGAAGAUCAUCGGAGGGGUGGGCGUCGGGAUCGCUUGUGUGCAGGUCAUAGGGAUGGUGUUCACCUGCUACCUGUAUCAAAGUCUCAAGGCAGAGCCGUACUAAGAGGAGCAGAAGAAGAGUGUGUGUGUGUGUGUGUGUGUGAAUGAGUUAACUCCAUCUCACACACACUCCAAUAUCUUGAAUAACGUUGUCUUUGCUUUGCACGGGGACGGGAACACUUGGCGAGGGAUCAGAUGGCACGUCUGAGAUCUCAUUUACAGGGAGGGCAAGGAAACACGACAAGUAAUUAAGAAUGUUCCCAGAGAGAGAGAAAGAGAGAGAGAGAGUAAUUUAGCGUAGCACAGCCUCGUCUGGACUAAAACACUGUUGUUUAAUUCUGCUCCUGAUCGUCUCUUAGAGGAAACAUUACCCCCCCCCCCCCCUCCACCUCCACCUCCAAUUCCGUUGUGGCCUUACUUUAAGAAACUAAACCGUUUCUCUUAUCUUUUGUAAACGCUCGCUUUGAACACUCAUCCCUGAAGGCGUCUCCAUAGCGACACUCAGAGGAUCGUCUGCUCGGCCUCGGCGGAGUGACGGUAAACCCCUCUUCUCAGCGGCGUGAUCCAGAUAUGACUCGUGUUUUUGUUUUAUGUAUAAAUAAUAUAAAUAAGGAUUUAUCCACUGAUGCCAAAGUUCUCUGUGUGAGGACCUCCUGUGUCUCCUCGCGCCUGAUUGGUCGACUGGCGUCUGGCUCUUUUGCCCCCCAGAUUGUUGUCAUAGAUGAAGAUUUUUUGUUUUUGUUUAUAUUUCUAACGCCCGUCACUGUUAUUGUAUUUAAGGGGCACGUGGGCGGGGCCUGAACCCCCCCCCCCCCCCCCGCGUGCCUCCAGGCCGACACUGAAUUAACCUGCUGUACUUCUUUCUGUGUGAUGUUCCAGGAGGAGUUUUUAAGUUUGAAUAAAAUGUUGAUCAACAACAACAA